Messenger RNA from Adineta ricciae, 2190 nucleotides. Lineage: Eukaryota; Metazoa; Rotifera; Eurotatoria; Adinetida; Adinetidae. The record is from the annotation of a GenBank genome assembly.
AUGUCACAAUUGGCGACCCCGUCUACUCGAAUCUUACUUCUAACAUUCAUUAAUCUUAUUGAUUCAAUACUUUUUAUAUUUCUUGACUAUGGCAAAUGCAGAAGAGAAAAAAGUACCGAUCGAAACAGUCGCUCAAGCAGUAUUCAAUCUCAACAAUCAACUGAAGCACAGCUACAAACCGAAAUACGUGCAGUAAGGGAAAUACUCGCAGAAAUCCGACACCAUUUAAUCCCACACAAUCCUGAAUCAUCACCUACUACAAAGAUCCAACAUCAUACUCCUUUAACCACAACUCUGAGUACACCAACAAUUGUUGUUCCACCUAUCUCAAACUUACCUGAAACGUGGGAUGAGUUCACCACACAAUUCCUUGCACAAUUUCAUUUACCAAUUUGUAUUUCGCAACAAGAAAACGAAACCAUUAAUGAAUUUGUGGUUUGUCUGCGCUCACUUUGGCUGGAACAAAAACCGGACGAAAAGGAAACUGAUUUUAUUAAACAUCUGUUAUGUAAAAUGAAACCUGAUAUGUUAGCAGUUAUGAACGCUAACCGUCCCCAAACCUUAUCUAACAUCAUAACAGAAGCUCAACAAGUGGAAGAAAUAUUAUAUUUACGGGAUAAAGAAGAGAGACGAUGUGCAAACGAACGAUCAAAACUAGCUGCCAAUACUCCAUUAUUAACAUUAAGUACAAACAACCAAUAUUCAGCGCGAAACACACCAAAUACCUCACCUUUUUCUUUCACACCCACUUGCUGGCGCUGUUAUGAAACCGGUCACUAUGCUAUAAUUUGCCCCCUAAACAAAACUCGUCGAACCUUUGAAGUAACAGACAACCUCCAACAGCCAUUACCACAACGUGCAAAGAAACAGCUAAGAAGUUUUCGUGAAGCGGGAACACAAAACUCCUAUCACCCAAACCCGCAAAGUCCUAAAAUGUCAUACGUAAAUACCAUAGACUCCUCCCACAAUCAUCCCCUUAUAAUCCACGGAAGGAUCGGUGCGUUACCGAUUACCUUCCUAGUUGAUACCAGCUUUACCCUAACUCUGAUCAAUUUACAAACCUUUAACUGCCUCAGUCCCAGACUCAUCCAAUCACGCUACAAGCCACCAUCGUCAAUCACUACACAUGGCCGAUCAUUCACCACUUACUAUAAAAUGGGUUAUAAAUUACAACAAAUAGAAAAACCCGACUUAUCAAAGUCAAUAUUAGAUGAACAUCAACAACAACAGCUGUCAAAAGUUCUGCAAGCAUUUCCUCAACUGUUUACUAAUACAUCAGGGCGUACAAACGUAAUAAAACACCAUAUUGAUAUACAACCUGGAAGCAGACCAUGUAACUCACCUCCUUAUCGUUACGCGCCAGCACGUCGAAAAAUUAUUAAAGAAGAACUUAGUAAAAUGUUAAAUGACGGUAUUAUAAUCCCGUCUAAAAAUUAUCGAAAACUCAAUAAUAUUACAAUACGGGAUGCUUAUCCAUUACCACGCAUUGAUGAUACCUUAGAUUCGUUACAACAAGCUCAGUUCUUCUCAAUGCUUGAUCUACGAUCCGAUUAUUGGCAAGUUGAGAUGGAUGAAAACAGCAAACCUAUUACUGCGUUUGUUACUCAUCGUGGUCUCUUGGAAUGCACAGUUAUGCCGUUUGGUCUUACAAACGCUCCGGCAACGUUUCAAAGAUUAAUGGAUAUUGUAUUAUCGGGACUUAAAUGGCAAUGUUGCUUGGUAUAUUUAGAUGAUAUCCUGUAUUUUCUGCAACGGCACCUCGUCACGCCAGAAGGCAUCAAACCAGAUCCUACACUGGUGGACACAGUGGUCGAAGCCAAACAACAAGUUACAAUCAGAGAUGUUCAAGCGUUUCUUGGACUCACCGGUUAUUAUCGACGUUUCAUUAAACACUGUGCACAAAUGUCAGAACCGCAUCUGAAAUUAUUAAGAUGUAAUCAAAACUCAACAUCAUGUUAUCUAAUACAAUGGAACGAUGAUUGUACCACAGUAUUUAAUACUUUAAAACAACGACUAGUAUCAUCACCUAUGAUGCAACUUCCAAACUUUUCUUAUCCUUUUAUACUGGAAUUAGACGCAUGUGAAUACGGUGUUGGACGCGUACUUACUCGAGAAUAUAACAAACACAAAUCUGUGAUUGCAUAUAUGCAAGCCAGACACUCAACGCAGUCUAAUGCCUGGCUCUCGUGA